GCUGUAAGCAGCUCCUCAGAUCACAACGUGUGUGCGCGCAGAGCCACUAUACCCAAACGGAGAGGGACAGAGAGAUACAGAGGGAAGAGGGAGAGAGCACGCGGGAUUGUUUGUUACCGUUUAAAUCCCAUUAAUUCAAACGUUAACCUGAUUGGGUACAGAGAGGGAGGAAGAGAGAGUGAGAGAGAACUGUGUCCCAAUAGGCGAAUCCUCUUCAUAUUAACCCGCCUCGAGAUAAUGAUGUAAAAGACCCCGUUCUUGCGCGUGAAGCUGAUCGCCGUAGAGAUCUGCUGAAGGUGAAUCAGAGCGAGAUAAGGAGCGCGAGCGCAGAGAGCAGAGGGAAAGAGCAGAGCAGAGGGAAAGAGCAGAGCAGAGGGAAAGAGAAGAGCAGAGGGAAAGAGCAGAGCAGAGGGAAAGAGGGCCGACCUGUCUCCAGCAUCUUAGUUGACAAGUCGAGCAAUAAUAAGCGAUCAAGAACAACUCAGUCUCUCUGACAGCGCACAAGGCAAGAAACGUAUACAAGAGCCGUCGCCGGGAGAGAGUCUCCAGAAACUGCCACCCACUAAAGCAGAGUCUGGAGGAGAGGAAGUGCUAUGGACAGGAGAAUGAACUUGAACGGACCAGGAGAUAUUUUCCACAAAACUCUCAGCGCCGUCUCCAACAAAAAGAUGGAUUCCUUCAGGUCGACGGCUGGUGUUGACCUGCCGGGGUCCAGGGACCACCAGUCACCCAUCAGCUGUUUCGACCAGACCGACUCGGACCCGAUUCAACCCGGUGGACUGGCUGGGGGUCGAGGGGGACCGCUGGGUCUGCCUACCGGAUCUUUGUGCGUCAAAUUCGGAGAGAGCAGUAACAGGACCUCGGCUGCAGAGAGCAGUGGCGGGGAGCAGAGCCCGGACGAUGACAGCGACGGCAGAUGUGAGAUGGUCCUCCUGGCCGACGGGAGAACUGUGGCCGCCGGUAAACCGGAGGGAGGUAAGAAAAACAAAGAGCAGAAAACACUCAGACUAAACAUCAAUGCGCGGGAGAGACGGAGGAUGCACGACCUGAACGACGCGCUGGAUGAGUUGCGCUCUGUCAUCCCGUACGCGCACAGCCCCUCCGUCCGGAAACUCUCCAAAAUCGCCACUUUGCUGCUCGCCAAAAACUACAUCCUCAUGCAGGCGCAGGCUCUGGAGGAGAUGAGGAGGCUGGUGGCCUAUCUGAACCAGGGCCAGGCCAUUUCAGCGGCGUCCAUACCCGCCACCACGGCCCUUGCUGCACCGGGUCUACCAGGUCUGAGUGCGGGGAUAAGUGCGUACGACCAGCCGCCUGUGUACCCCUUCUCCACCGGAUUGGCCGGGUCUUCCUGCCCCGACAAAUGUGUCCUUUUCAACAACGUCACCUCGAGCCUGUUUAAACAAUGCGCGGACAAGCCUUAACAGCAUCACAACAACGAGCAAGUACCAGAGACUCAGAGAAGCAAAUGCCAGAGCGAACAACACUUUUUAAAACAAGCGGCGACUUUGGAGAGAAGAGGUUCGAAGUCAGUGUAGACCGAGAAAAGUGAAUGCGAUGAUGAGUACAUUUAUAACAUUUACAAAUGCAUUGGAAAAGCUUUUUGUUAAGACAACGCCUGAUUGUGUAUAUAUAAAGCAUCCUUUAAGUGCUUGUAUGAAUGAAAGUGAAAAACCAAACAGAAAUGUAUGAGUGUCUCGCAAGUGGUGAUGGAUUGACAGUUGUUUACCACUGCGCAAAUAUGGACCCUAUGUGAAAAGUUAUGACCUGACAAAAACAUGCGACCGUUUCACUUGAAUAGAUGGAACAACUUAAGACAUUAGUUAAUAUAAGAAACCACAACCUUGCUGCUUUACUUACUUUAUUUAUAACUUAAGAAGGUGUUUUCUUAUUGGUGGUUAUUUGGUGAUCUUUUGAGAAUGUGCUGAGCAACUAAGAGUCUGAGGGAAAGCAAAAUGAACUAAAAUGAAUACGAAAAUAGUUGUUUUAAUCUCUCAAUACAGAGUUCAUAGUCAUUUAUAUAUUUUUGUUGUAUCAAACACUUGUGCUACAUUGGCAGUUUCCUUGGCACUGUAAAAUAAUUACAUUUGAGUCUCUAAAAACCUGUAUGUUCAGUUCAUGUUCUUUUCAAUUUGUCCGUUUUUAUUUAUUGAUUUGAUACAUUUUAUUUGCAUGGUGGUACUGUAUUCUGCAUUAGCGACGUGUCUAAUUUGCGUAAUUUCCUACACACUCAUGCAAUAAGGCCGAGGUCUUGAGGGAUCAGACGCGCUGUCAGGUCAAGCAGUGGAUUAUUGUAGAUACAUUAGUAAUUAUAAGAAUAAAGAGGGCCAUUUGUAUGUGUUGAUGUGUUGGAAAGCUUUAUUAAAAUAUUUUGAACAAAACGAA
Messenger RNA from Salmo salar (Atlantic salmon), 2382 nucleotides. RefSeq names its product class E basic helix-loop-helix protein 22. The record is from RefSeq and is a predicted model, not a curated record. Gene Ontology annotation, cellular component: nucleus. Gene Ontology annotation, molecular function: protein dimerization activity; DNA-binding transcription factor activity, RNA polymerase II-specific; E-box binding. NCBI's taxonomy places the organism in Eukaryota, Metazoa, Chordata, Actinopteri, Salmoniformes, Salmonidae. Gene Ontology annotation, biological process: axon development; sensory organ development; positive regulation of transcription by RNA polymerase II.